Molecule: messenger RNA, 814 nt
Organism: Phodopus roborovskii (desert hamster)
Lineage: Eukaryota; Metazoa; Chordata; Mammalia; Rodentia; Cricetidae
Gene: CUNH1orf216
Product: chromosome unknown C1orf216 homolog
Exons: 1
Coding region: 41-727 (228 amino acids)
Source: RefSeq, a predicted model, not a curated record
CCUUACCUGCUGUCACUCCUGCUUCCCCUUCACAGACCAGAUGUUCGCUGCCAUCCAGCCAGGGUUAGCAGAGGGGGCCCAGUUCCUGGGGAGCCUGCCUCCUGGAGUAUGUCAACCCGAGCUCCAGCCAGACAAUAAUUCCAACUUUGUGGACAGUGCUAAGGAUGCCAACAAGAACUGGCAUGGUGUGCCAGGCAAAGUGGAACCCAUCCUGAGGAGUUCUGAGUCACCCUCUGACAACCAGCUCUUCCCAGCCUCGGGGCUCCUCGAGGCGGGAGUCCGCAGUCCCCCUGAGGGUGCAGAGAUCUCUGGUGCUGAGCCUGACAAGUUGAGUGGUGCCAGCAGCGUCUGCUCUCCUCUGGAGGACAUUGGCUAUGCCAGCAGUUCCUUGAGCAUCGACAGCCUUAGCAGCAGUCCGGAGCCUGUCUGUGGGACUCCUCGAGGCCCGAGCCCCCUGGAUCCCCUUCUGCCCUCCGUGGCCCAGGCUGUGCAGCAGCUACAGGCUCAGGAGCGCUACAAAGAGCAGGAGAAGGAGAAGCACCAUGCACACUUAGUGAUGUACCGCCGCUUGGCACUACUUCAGUGGAUCCGGGCUCUCCAGCACCAAUUGGUUGACCAGCAGGCCCGACUGCAAGACAGCUUUGACACCAUCCUAGACAACCGAAAGGAACUUAUCCGAUGUCUCCAACAGAGGGAAGCACCUUGCAGGCACCAGGACCAUUGCUAAGAGUGUGCACAAGUGUGUGUAUUUGCAGGCCUGUGUGUGGUUGUGCACAAGUAAGUAUGUAUUAGUUGACAUGAGCACAAGUUAACA